Molecule: messenger RNA, 2616 nt
Organism: Folsomia candida
Lineage: Eukaryota; Metazoa; Arthropoda; Collembola; Entomobryomorpha; Isotomidae
Exons: 5
Coding region: 570-2375 (601 amino acids)
Source: RefSeq, a predicted model, not a curated record
UUCCAGUCUCAAUUUCAGCGUUCCGAAAAUUUUUCUCGAGUUGAGAAUGUUGUCUCACAUUCCCACAGAUAGCCAGCCAGGCGACGGAUUGUCAGUAUUUGAGCUGAAAAUAGAGGCGUAGAUAGUAGAAGAAUUUGAUAGAUUUUAUACAUUCAUCAUCUUCAUAUUUACUAAAAUUCUUCAAUAAUCUUGCUCUGUUGAAAAGUCAAGAUAGCAAAAUUUUUGAAAUUUUUCUGACGGGUAUAUACAUAUUUAGUACGGAAAUAUGAAAAUGACACGACCUUACGAUUAGUCGACCUGAGACUGCCAUAAAUUUUGUCCAUAAAAUUGUGAAGGAAAGCCUUCCACAUGUUAUCAGACACAGAAGUGUUCCGUUUGUUCCGUAGCUGUGAAAAAUAUAGAGAUUUUGUGCAAGCAAUGAGCAACAGAAGCUAGCCGCCAUGCACCUGCCAAAACGACCCCAUGUGAAAACUUCAACGUUUAUUGGGAAAAGAUGGCUAUGAUCUUGUAGUUUAAAUUGCUUACGUCGUCCACUCACUUUCACCUUCAUUUUUGGAAUCGCUGCAAAAAUGGUUUUCAAAAGGAAACUCGUCACCUUUAACCCAUCCCCCGAAUCCUGGGCCGACAGACAGCCCAACCUUGAAAAGAAGACGGGCUUCUCGAAACCGACAAAUCAUGUCACCCGGUCAAUGUCUCAGGGGACGACCCUGAGGAUUGACAGUCCGCCUGAUAUCCACCUGUUUUACGAAAUCUAUGAAAAGAACAACCGUCCAAACAAGAUUUGGUACAAGUUGAUGGGGUCCACAGAACUUCCUGAUUUCACCGAAUACAAGGACGAUGUGACCAGUGUUGAAUUCAAUGGCUACAUUUUCAACAUCAAGACGGCGAUGGAGGUCACGAGAAGGCUGGUUAGUUGUAGCGAGGUCAUCUUCGUUUUGGGCGAGAAGGAACAGCGUAUUCUACCCGGUAACGUGGAGGAGGAGAAGGGUCUCGUGGAUACCAACCCAGCUCUCCAUGUGACCAGUUUGGAGAUCAAAUUUCCCAGUAGGGGGCCAGGGGACCCCAAAAACUUUGGGGCUUUUGUUCAAACUCAAAUUAAGGUAAUACUGCGUCAAGCAAUCUGCAAUUAUCCCAACUUGGAGAAGAUAACGUUGAACGUGCCUUACGAGGAGGAAAUUCAUCAACUUUUACGAAGAUAUCUGCACGAGUGGAAGAAUUUAAAGUACAAUUAUGACAUCCGGAUAAUGAAUGAGACCAUCCUCCUAGCCGAAAUUUCCGAAAAAAUUCCCUCACAACGGAAAAAGCAAACGAGUGUUCGACUCGAAAGCACUGUACUACAAGCUGCUCCAGUUUCCAGUGACGUUACAACUAUUGAUAAACAAAGGCCUGACAAGUCGAAUAAUUCGAUUGCGACGCGUGGGCCACAAUUUUGUCCGGUACCGAUUAUUAUCCCGCUUGAAAAAACGGCUACCGUAGUGCAAAAAUCAAUUCUGAAAAAAACAAAAAGUCAAGUUGAAUUGGACACGGAUGCGAUACAACAAUCCAGUGAAAACGAAAGUCAGUUCGAGGACGAUGAAGAAAUGGAUCUGGAGAAAACCAGUCAUUCUGCGCUAGUAAAAGCUGAUAACAUAAAAUCUCAUCCCCAUCGGCCACACCAUUACGUCGAUCGGAAGAGGAAGCACACAAGUCGUGAACAUCACGCGAGAAAACCGUACCGACAACGAGAAAAUCAAAAUUACUCCUCGUAUGAAAAUCAAGAUCAUCAUACAACAAAGAGGAGAUUUAAAGAUAGAAAUGCGGACGAUGACCCACAACAUUACAACAACAACAGAAAUUAUUCAUCAGUACCGCACGAUUAUGGUAACAAGUCCUCCUCGGGAGGACGUGGAUAUGAGACGUGCACAUCGUACCAACGUAUGAGUCGCAGGGAUCAGGAGAAAAGAAAUACGACCCCCCAUGCUGCCAUUGACCAGUGGAAUGACAGUGAUAACGAUCAGGAAGGAUAUCCUGCUUAUCACGAUGGGAAAAGGAGGAGAUAUUCAGAAGGAUCUGACGGACACGAGGACAGCACCAGUUAUAAUCACAACGAUGAUUAUAAUGAGGAUUACGAUGAGGAUGAGGAUGUGAGGAACGAUGACAUAAAGCCAGACAUCAAACUACUGCCUUGCAAUAACCCAGCAUGGACCAACAACAAAUGGCAAGAGUUUCUAUCGACCUUUUCCAGACGAGAUUCUUCUGACCCAAAAGUUGAAUUCAUUGCUGAAGAAAUCGUCAUUCCGGUGGAUGCCUUUGGCAAUCUAUUGUUUCACCAAGUGACCAGAAGGUCACUUUAUCCUGCUCAGGUAGAAGAGAAAAUGAAUAAAUUGAUAGAUUAGAUUGUAUUGAGUAGAUUAUAGAUCCUACUUUGAGAGAUGGAUGUUUGUAUUUUCUAGUCGUAUGUAACGGUGUUGAAUAUAUUAUAUAGAAGAAUGUAUAUCUUAGAUAUGAAGCGCAUUAUUUAAUAGCUACAUAUACAUAUUUGGUUAGUUUUUGUACGCUUUGUAUAACAUGUAAGAAUACAUUUUAAAACUUUAUGAGGUAUAAUGACAUGUUAAUAAAUUCUAAAACACACAUAAC